Sarcophilus harrisii (Tasmanian devil) is the source of this 3823-nucleotide messenger RNA. RefSeq names its product membrane primary amine oxidase. Gene Ontology annotation, biological process: response to antibiotic; amine metabolic process. Gene Ontology annotation, cellular component: Golgi apparatus; early endosome; plasma membrane. Gene Ontology annotation, molecular function: primary methylamine oxidase activity; copper ion binding; quinone binding. The record is from RefSeq and is a predicted model, not a curated record. Bases 119 to 2665 code for a protein of 848 amino acids. Lineage: Eukaryota; Metazoa; Chordata; Mammalia; Dasyuromorphia; Dasyuridae. The transcript has 4 exons.
AAGGGGGAUGGGGGUAGGACAGAGGACAUAGCACUCAGCCCCUUCUUUCUCCUGUGUUCCUCUCAUUUUCUUUCCCCAUGCAUGACCCCCAGCUCUGCCUCUGGAAGCAGGACCCCAUAUGAAAGACAGAUCCUUAUAUGGUUCAGCUCAGGCUCCAGUGGCCCCUGUUUCAGUUUCGCCUCCACCCCCAGCCGGCCCGCCCUUGGUCCUCCCAUCCCUCCGACCCUCCCCCCUGCUGUCUGGGCCCUACACUUUCUCUCAUAUCUCAGCAGUCUGGCAGCUUUGCCCCGUGGCCAGGCACAUAACCCCAAGCACUGCCCUUGCCUGGAGAUACCCCCCUCCCCAUCCCCCUUUCUAUUUAGGUCUGACUGUCCAUGUUGCCAUGAACCUGAGGACAGCCCUGGUGCUUCUGGUCAUCUCCAUCAUCACCAUCUUUGCUCUGGUUUGUGUCCUGCUGACCGGCAGGGGUGGGGGACGGCCCAGCUCACCUCCCCAGUGCCCCACCCUGACGACCCAGAAGAACCUGUUCAGGCCGCACCCGGACCCUAGUCGGCUGUUCUCAGACCUGAGCCGGGAGGAGCUGGCCUCCGUCAUGGGCUUCCUGACCCAGAGGCUGGGGUCAGGGCUGGUGGAUGCAAGCCUGGCCAAACCGUCUGAUAACUCUGUCUACUCAGUGCAGCUGCAGCUGCCCCCAAAGGCCGCAGCCUUGGCCCACCUGGACAGGGGGGCCCCUCCACCCCCCCGGGAGGCUCUAGCCAUCGUCUUCUUUGGCCAGCAGGCCCAGCCCAAUGUGAGCGAGCUGGUGGUGGGGCCGCUGCCCAACCCUGCCUACCUUCGGGAUGUGACUGUAGAACGUCACGGGGGCCCCCUCCCCUAUUACAAGCGCCCACUGUCCUCAAAGGAGUUCGAAGAAGUGAGCAGGAUGAUCUCCGAGCAUGCGCUGCCUCGUGUCAGUGGGCUCCUCCAUCGCUGCUGCUACUACAAGGAGAACCUGGUGUCCAUGACCACUGCCCCCCGGGGCCUGCGCUCGGGGGACCGGGCCACCUGGUUUGGGAUCUACUACAAUGUCUCAGGGGCUGGCUUCUACCUCCACCCCGUGGGGCUGGAGCUGCUAGUAGACCACGGGGCCCUGGACCCUGCUCAGUGGAGAGUUCAGCGGGCCUUCUACAAUGGUCGGUACUACGAGAGCCUGGAGGUCCUUGAAAGAGCGUUUGAGGGAGGCCGGGUGGAGGUUGUAGAGAUAGCACCCCCCAGCUCCAAGGCGCCUUCAUCCCUCAGGCCCAGGGUCUCCCCAGGUGCUCUUCCCCCACUGCAAUUCUCUCCCCAGGGCCCCAGAUACCACGUCCAAGGCAGCCAGGUAGCCUCCCCUCUCUGGACCUUCACCUUCAGCCUGGAGUUGUUCAGCGGCCUGAGGAUUUUUGACAUCCGGUUCCAAGGCGAGCGCGUGGCCUACGAGGUGAGCCUCCAGGAGGCUUUGACCAUCUAUGGCGGCAACUCCCCGGCAGCCAUGAUGACUCGCUAUUUAGACGGAAAUUUUGGCAUGGGCCUGUUCUCCACACCGCUGACGCGAGGAGUGGACUGUCCAUACUUGGCCACCUACGUGGACUGGGACUUCCUUGCAGAUUCUGGGGCUCCAAGAACCGUCCGCGAUGCUCUGUGCAUAUUCGAACAGAACCAGGGCAUCCCCUUGCGGCGGCACUACUCUGAUAUUUUCUCCUACUACUACGGGGGUCUCCCAGGGACAGUGUUGGUUGUCAGGUCUGUGUCCACUCUACUCAACUAUGAUUACGUGUGGGACAUGGCCUUCCACCCCAACGGAGCCAUAGAAGUCAAGUUUCAUGCUACCGGCUACAUCAGCUCAGCCUUUUUAUUUGGUGCUGGCCGAAGAUAUGGGAACCGGGUUGGCGAGCACACCUUAGGGACCAUCCAUACCCAUGCUGCUAACUUCAAGGUUGAUCUGGAUGUGGCAGGACAGGAGAACUGGCUGGUGGCAGAGGACAUGGCAUUUGAGCCUAGGCCUGUACCCUGGAGCCCAGAGCAUGAGAUGCAGCUGAUGCAGCUGACUCAAAAAACACUGGAAAGAGAAGACCAGGCCGCUUUCCCCUUCGGGAGCACCACUCCUCGAUACCUCUACCUGGCUAGCAAUCAGACCAACGCCUGGGGUCACCGUCGGGGAUACCGGAUCCAGCCCAUCAACUUCGCAGGGCAGCCAUUGCCCCAGGAAAGCGACAUAGAAAGAGCCUGCAGCUGGGGGAGGUACCAACUGGCAGUGACACAGAGGAAGGACGAAGAACCUUCGAGUACCAGUCUCUAUAAUCAGAAUGAUCCCUGGACUCCUACUCUGAACUUCACUGAUUUCAUCAACAAUGAAACCAUAGCAGGCAAGGAUCUGGUCGCUUGGGUGACCGUUGGCUUUUUGCACAUUCCUCAUGCAGAGGACAUCCCUAACACACUGACCGUGGGAAAUGGCGUCGGCUUCUUCCUUCGACCCUAUAACUUUUUUAACGAGGAUCCAUCUGUCCAGUCUCCUGAUGCCGUCUACUUUCAGAGUGACCAGGAUGCCAGGCUCUGUGAGGUCAACCCUGUUUCAUGCCUUCCAGAGAUGGCUGCCUGUGCUCCUGACCUCCCUGAUUUCACCCACGGUGGCUUCAGAAGAGAGCCUUAGAGCCUGGCUACGAACCUCGGCAUCCAGCUAGGGAGGAGAGCCGGAGCCUGGGAUGCCGUGCAGCGAUAGAUACCAGGCCCCCAGCUCUGUAGCUACCCUCUCCACUGUUGCCAGGCCGCCUUUUUCUUCCCUGAAUGUACCACUGCACUUUUGCAAAUCAGUGAAGACUCCCUCAGUCUCGCUUUUUCUAAAACAUGUUGAAUUCCUGAUUCAGAGAGGAAAGAGAGUAUCCUCCCUGACCCUGAAGGGAUGGCCAAACUGUGACCUAAAACGUUUAAUCUUUUCCCUCCUUUGACUUCUCCAGAUUUGCUGCAAUCACAAGACUGUCCUGCUUCCUUCCUUAUUCUGGGACAUGAGGGAUAAAGUUGUUCAGGAGCUGGGGGAGGGAGUGGGGGGAAGGGGAGCUUAAGGCUAUGCUGUGGUGGGGGAUAUGUAGGGUAGAAGGAGUCUUCCCAGAACAUGCCAGAACCAGAUAUUCCUGUGGACUCCAGGGCAGUCUCAUCUAAGCCUGUAUUUACAGAGCUGUUGGAAAUAUCAUUUGUCUCUUCUCCAGCCAUAACUCUCUUUUUACUUUUCCAACUUCUUGGGAUUUAUAUUCAUUCAAUCACCUUCCAGUAUUUAUUAAGCAGCUGCUAUGUGUCAGACACUAUGCUAGACAAAGAAUGAAACAAUCCCUACUCUCAAGGACUUCAGACUCUGACAUUCCAUAAGAUAUAAGAUCCUUGAGGGCAGGGAUCAUUUUUCCCCCCUUUUUAGUCUGUAUCACUAGGGCCUAGCAUAGUACCUGGCUUUUAGUAAAUGUGCUUACAAAUGCUUUCAGAUUUUUCUGCCAGUGCCAGGAGGAUGAAAUUCUGUGCCAGGGGUGCCCUUGCCAUUUGCACUCUCAUUCCCACCCCACCCCAUCUCUCAUCACCUUAAAGUCUGUCCUCUUCUUCCUGUGGUUCUAAGAAUGCAAUGAGCGGUGAUGUUUUUGGUGAGAAGAUAAUAAUUCUUAUUUAGCCCACUAUAAAGAUCUCCCCAUCAUGCCUUUGUUCAUAUGUGUCAGUAUGAGGGGUGGAGGUUAUGUAGAGAUCUUUGUCACUCUCAGAUGUAAUAAAAAUUCCCUAAUGAAUCUUAUAUUGUUUAUACCAUCCCAAUAAAUUUCUUCUGGGUCCUUAA